GGCGUGCUCGGGCGUUGAUUGGCCCCGCCUGGCCCCGCCCGGCCCCGCCGCGGACUGCAGCGCCCCGCAGACAGGAGCAGUCGCUCGGAAGGAGCGUGGGGAGGGCGCCAGGUGAGCCGCCUGGGGCGGCGGGGCGGAGCUGUCGUGAGACCCCCGCCGCCCAGACCGCCGCCGUGCCGGCCCACUUCCGCCUGGUCCCCGGAGGGUGAGUAAAUUCCCGGAGGAAUUACCGAGCCUGCGUGCGGUCACCUGGCUAACGUCGAGGCCCGCCCCCUUCUCUCGGCAGCCUGGGGCCCAGGCCUGAGCCACCAUGGCGCUGCCCCCAGACCCAGCUGCCCUCCCGCAUACACUGCUGCUCCUGCCAGCCCUUCUGAGCUCAGGUUGGGGGGAAUUGGCACCACAAAUUGAUGGUCAGACCUGGGCCGAGCGGGCACUUCGAGAGAACGAACGCCACGCCUUCACCUGCCGGGUGGCAGGGGGGCCUGGGACUCCCCGACUGGCCUGGUACCUGGAUGGACAACUGCAGGAGGCCAGCACCUCAAGACUGCUGAGCGUGGGCGGCGAGGCCUUCUCUGGAGGCACCAGCACCUUCACUGUUACUGCCCAGAGGGCCCAGCAUGAGCUCAACUGCUCCUUGCAGGACCCGGGCAGUGGCCGGUCAGCCAAUGCCUCGGUCAUCCUCAAUGUGCAAUUUAAACCAGAGAUUGCCCAGGUUGGGGCCAAGUACCAGGAAGCUCAGGGCCCAGGCCUCCUGGUUGUCCUUUUUGCCCUGGUGCGUGCCAACCCACCUGCCAACGUGACCUGGAUCGACCAGGAUGGGCCGGUGACUGUCAACGCCUCCGACUUCCUGGUGCUGGAUGCCCAGAGCUACCCCUGGCUCACUAACCACACAGUGCAGCUGCAGCUCCGCAGCCUGGCGCACAACCUGUCCGUGGUGGCCGCCAACGACGUGGGUGUCACCAGCGCCUCGCUUCCGGCCCCGGGGCUCCUGGCCACCCGAGUGGAAGUGCCGCUGCUGGGCAUCGUUGUGGCGGGAGGGCUUGCCCUGGGCACACUGGUGGGGUUCAGCACCUUGGUGGCCUGCCUGGUCUGCAGGAAAGAGAAGAAGACCAAAGGCCCCUCCCGGCGCCCAUCUCUGAUCUCUAGUGACUCCAACAACUUAAAACUCAACAACGUGCGCCUGCCACGGGAGAACAUGUCCCUCCCGUCCAACCUUCAGCUCAACGACCUCACUCCGGAUUCCAGAGAGAAACCAGCAGACCGGCAGAUGGCUCAGAACAGCAGCCGGCCAGAGCUCCUGGACCCGGAGCCUGGUGGCCUCCUUACCAGCCGAGGUUUCAUCCGGCUCCCAAUGCUGGGCUAUAUCUAUCGAGUGUCCAGUGUGAGCAGUGAUGAGAUCUGGCUCUGAGCCGGGCGAAAUUGGGGGCAGGGGGUGCCCUCUUGGCUCCUGGGCUCCCUCCUCCUCCUCCAAGGCAGCCUCUGCCUGGCUCUGUGGCCAGGUCGUGCCACUACCACUUUUGCUCGCCCUUCUGGCUAGGGUGCCCUCUGUCACCCACGUGACACCUUUCACUGGGAUCUGGCCCUCAGGGGCACAGAUCUCCUUGGCAGAGCCACCAGCUGGACCUUAGCCCCUUGUUCUAACUCAGGUUGGGGGCUUUCACCGAUGCUUGUGCGCAGGCGGGUGGAGCUCUUAUCCAGGUGUGUUUGCAGGUCAUCCAGCAUCUACCGUGGCAUGGGCCUGCCGAGUGUGGUCUGGGCCUGCCCUGUGUCACACGCCAGUACCCUUAGCGCUUUGUACAGCAGGCAUGGGGGCAUGCCCGGGUGGGGGAGAGGGAGGGCCCAGCAUGUCUUCAGUUUCCUCCCCAUGCUAUGCAGCUUUGUUCCCUCAGGGAAAAUUUAGGACCCGGAGAGCUAUCUGGAACCAACCUGCCCUUUGCACAGGAACCAACCCCUGGCCCAGGGGGAAGGGCCAAGCACAAACCAGUCCCUUUUGCCGCAUACCUCUCUGCCCUUCUCUGUCUGUGCCUCCUCUUGGGCAUCAUAGGUUAUACGUGGACCUUCUCCCAUUUCUUCACUGGGCACUAAACUUCCCCCUUGACCUGGCCCCCGGUGGUGCCAGUGCCUGGUAUUAGCACAAGUCAGGAGGAGAAGAGGGAGAUGGGAAGUCUAGGGGCACCCAAGACCGCAUGUAGCUAUGCAUCAUUUUCUUACUAUGUUAGCACUUUAAGCACAUCCCCUGGGGAGGGUGUAAGUGAGGGCCUCCGGGCCCUCUCCGUGGCUUCCCCAAGUCUGGCCUUCGUGUGAAUCACUGUGAGCGCCCUGAGCCCUCGGGGUUGACAGUUUCCCUCUUGGCAUGUCUCCCCACCAUGGGACCCCAUGACCAUUCCCUAACUGCCUCAUCAGCAGGAAGCCGCUCUUCCUGUCCAUCCUCUUCUUCAGGGGAUGGGCAUAGUGGCACAUUGUUUGACAGAGCUAGAAGCUUUAGGGGAACAUGGAGAAAGAGGGGACCACACACCACAAAACAAUCUAAGAACUUUUUGGAAAGCAACAUGGAAAUGAUUGCAAAUUAAUACAGUGCAGAGUAUAUUUUUCCCUUGUUGAAACCUUGUUUUGUAAUUUUUCUCAUGCUCCUGCCUAGGACAGUGCUGAGCACAUGGUAAAUUUAAUAAACUUGACUCCACGAA
Messenger RNA from Leopardus geoffroyi (Geoffroy's cat), 2684 nucleotides. RefSeq names its product transmembrane protein 25 (gene TMEM25). The coding region runs from base 311 to 1408 and encodes 365 amino acids. The record is from RefSeq and is a predicted model, not a curated record. The transcript has 9 exons. Gene Ontology annotation, biological process: negative regulation of excitatory postsynaptic potential. Lineage: Eukaryota; Metazoa; Chordata; Mammalia; Carnivora; Felidae.